CAGGGAGGGGAAGCGGGGAGGAAGAUCACAAAGCUGGAGGAGGUGUAGGUGGAGAGUAGGAAGGGCCUGGUCCACACUCUGCCCGGGCUUGCUGCCAGGCCCUGGUUGCGCCCUUCGCAUCCCUGCCUCCCCAUCCCUACCUGUGUAGGGAGGAGGCGGGGCGGGGUGGUCCCUCCUGAUAGGAAUGGGCAAGAGCAAACUCCAGAACCCCCUAGCUAGGGGUCCCCUCGCUGGAGCCUUUCUCCACCAGGGCUGGAGGUGGGUAAAUCUUUAACUAGCUGGCCCAGGGCAGGCCCGAGCCUUUCCGGAUGGAUGGCUGCCUGCCUGAGAAGGGGGAAAGGGGGUGGCGGAUGUAGGGUGUGCAGAGCCAGUCCCAGCGCGUGGAAAAGGGAGAGAGUGGGGGAGAGAAAGGAACGGGGCUCGGGCGGAGCCAACUCCGUGUGCAAAGCAGGACAUGGAGAAGCGUGGCUCUCCCGACGGGGACCCCGCGCGGAGCCUGGAGCAGGGGCCAGAGGGGCUGGAGGGGCCAGAAACGCCCAUCCAGGUGGUGCUCAGGGUGCGCCCCAUGAGCACCGCCGAGCUGCGUCGAGGGGAGCAGAGCGCGCUGCACUGCUCGGGGACCCGGACUCUGCAAGUGAGCCCCCCGGGCGGCGGCCCGGACGUGGCGUUCCGCUUCGGCGCGGUGCUGGACGGGGCGCGCUCGCAGGAGGACGUGUUCCGGGCGUGCGGGGUGCGGCGCCUGGGGGAGCUGGCGCUGCGGGGCUUCUCCUGCACCGUCUUCACCUUCGGCCAGACGGGCUCCGGGAAGACCUACACCCUGACCGGGCCUCCUCCGCAGGGCGAGGGGGUGCCCGUCCCCCCCAACCUAGCUGGCAUCAUGCAGAGGACCUUCGCCUGGCUGUUGGACCGCGUGCAGCACCUGGGUGCACCUGUCACCCUCCGGGCCUCCUACUUGGAGAUCUACAAUGAGCAGGUUCGAGACCUCCUGAGCCUGGGAUCUGCCCGGCCCCUGCCUGUCCGCUGGAACAAGACCCGGGGCUUCUAUGUGGAGCAGCUGCGGGUGGUGGAGUUUGGGAGUCUGGGGGCCCUGAUGGAACUUCUGCAGAUGGGUCUCAGCCGCCGUCGGAGCUCAGCUCACACCCUGAACCAGGCCUCCAGCCGAAGCCAUGCCCUGCUCACGCUCUACAUCAGCCGCCAAACUAUGCCUCCAGCAGACCCUGGGGAGCCCCCCGUUGGGGGGAAGCUGUGCUUUGUAGACCUGGCUGGCAGCGAGAAGGUGGCGGCCACAGGAUCCCGCGGGGAGCUGAUGCUCGAGGCGAACAGCAUCAACCGCAGCCUGCUGGCCCUGGGUCACUGCAUCUCCCUGCUGCUGGACCCACAGCGGAAGCAGAGCCACAUCCCCUUCCGGGACAGCAAGCUCACCAAGCUGCUGGCAGACUCGCUGGGGGGACGCGGGCUCACCCUCAUGGUGGCCUGCGUGUCCCCUUCAGCCCAAUGCCUUCCUGAGACUCUCAGCACCCUGCGAUAUGCGAGCCGAGCUCAGCGGGUCACCACUCGGCCACAGGCCCCCAAGUCACCUGUGGCAAAGCAACCCCCGCGUUUGGAGAUUGAGAUACUGCAGCUCCAGGAGGAGAACCGUUGCCUGCGGGCCCAACUGGGGCAAAUAGACCCCAAGGCCUCAAGGCUCAGUGGGGCUCGGGUGGCCUGGGCCCAGCGGAAUCUCUAUGGGAUGCUACAGGAGUUCAUGCUGGAGAACGAGAGGCUCAGGAAGGAAAAGAGCCAGCUGCAGAGUAGCCAGGCCCGGGCCCGGGAUGAACAGCGCCUCCUGGCCCAGCAGGUCCACGAGCUGGAGCGGCGCCUCCUCUGUGCCUGCUACGGUCCCCAGCCACGCCCUGGCCCGGCCCCACCGUGUCCCUGUGUGAUGGUGCCAGCUGCCCCGUGCCCCGCCCUGCCACCCCUCUGCUGCUGCCCCUGCUGCCACCUCUGUCCCCUGUGCCGAGCACCCCUGGCCCACUGGGCCUGCCCACAUAGGGAUCUCCACCUGCCCCAGUGCCCAGCUUUGUGCCAGGCCCUGUUCGGGCACCGAGGAUUCAGACAUAGACCUGGUGUGAUUCCUGCCCUCAGGGAGUUCCUCAUCUCCAGGGAGGACAGUACGAAGGGAGGGCCACCCGAUGCCUGCAGAAAAGGGGACCCAGACCCUGCCCCUUUUGAGGUGAUGGGCCCUAAGGCCCCGGGUGACAUGCCCCUGUGUUCCCAGCCCCCGCCCUGGGUCCCCCCAGGCAACCCUGGCUCUGCCAAGUGUCCCAGAGAGAGGAGUCAUAGCGACUGGACUCAGACCCGAGUCCUGGCGGAGAUGCUGAUGGAGGAGGAGGUGGUACCCUCUGCACCCCCCCUGCCCAUGGGGACCCCAAACACGCCACCAGUGCUGAGAGGUGAAGAAGAGAGAGAGAGGGGGGCCCCUAGAGGUGGGGCUGCAGUUCCAAACCUGGCCCGGAGACUGGAGGCCCUCAGAGACCAGAUUGGCAGCUCCCUGCGACGCGGCCGGGGCCAGCCACCCCCCAGCGAGGCUGCACGGAGCCCCAGCCGCGUCCUCCCGCCCUGCUGAGGGCACAGCAGGAAGCCAGGAGUGCACCGUGUGACCUUGGCUGGGCUCUGCGCUCCCGGGCUCCGUCUCCCCGUCCACUCAGUGCAGCUGCUCUGGGCAGAGGGUAGUGCCCGGGGGCUGUGGGUAGGGACUGGUGAGAGCAGAGGGGAGUAGAGGGAGGGUGGGGCCCCAGACUGUGGGAGAUGACACUGGAUUUGGGAGAAGCCAGGAACAGGUGAUGAAAUAGAUGAAUAA
Molecule: messenger RNA, 2839 nt
Organism: Nyctereutes procyonoides (raccoon dog)
Lineage: Eukaryota; Metazoa; Chordata; Mammalia; Carnivora; Canidae
Gene: KIF12
Product: kinesin family member 12
Exons: 20
Coding region: 455-2605 (716 amino acids)
Biological process (GO): microtubule-based movement
Molecular function (GO): ATP binding; microtubule motor activity; microtubule binding
Source: RefSeq, a predicted model, not a curated record